This is a messenger RNA of Aspergillus heteromorphus CBS 117.55, 1561 nucleotides long. RefSeq names its product amino acid transporter. Lineage: Eukaryota; Fungi; Ascomycota; Eurotiomycetes; Eurotiales; Aspergillaceae. The record is from RefSeq and is a predicted model, not a curated record. Gene Ontology annotation, biological process: amino acid transmembrane transport. The transcript has 4 exons. Bases 72 to 1442 code for a protein of 456 amino acids. Gene Ontology annotation, cellular component: vacuolar membrane. Gene Ontology annotation, molecular function: amino acid transmembrane transporter activity.
UCUCUCACCGCGGAUUUCAACCCCGUGGAACCUCUCCUCCCCCCCCCCCCCCCCUCUUCCUCCGGAAAGUCAUGUCCCCCGCCGAUAUCAAGGACGUUGAGAAUGGGCCCGGUCCCAUCGUCGAGGAGGAUGGCGCCACGUGGGAGAACGAGCACGACCUGAAGGUGCCGUCCGUCGAGAAGGACCCCUUCGGCUCCGAGGCCGUGGGCGAGGUGCACUACAAGACGCUGGAGUGGUGGCAGUCGGGCGUCCUGAUGAUCGCGGAGACAGUGUCGCUGGGCGUCCUGUCGCUGCCGGCCACCGUCGCGGCCAUCGGCCUCAUCCCCGCCGUCAUCCUCAUCGUCGGCCUGGGCAUCGUCGCCACCUACUCUGGCUACGUGAUCGGCCAGUUCCGCGCCAGAUACCCCUUCAUCCACAGCAUGGCCGAUGCGGGCGACGUCCUGAUGGGUCCCCUGGGCCGGCACUUCAUCGAGGCCGCCCAGCUGAUCUUCUUCAUGUUCGCCUCCGGCAGCCACCUGGUCACCUUCACCGUCAUGAUGAACACCAUCACCGACCACGGCACCUGCUCCGUCGUCUUCGGCGUCGUGGGCCUGGCCCUGUCCUUCGUCUUCUCCCUGCCGCGCACCAUGAAGAACGUCUCGUGGUUUGCCAUGACCUGUUUCGUCAGUAUCUUCUCCGCCGUCAUGAUCACCAUGAUUGGAGUCGGCAUCGAGCGCCCCUCCCAUGCGCCCAUGCAGCUCACCCGCCCGACCACCUUCGUCAAGGGCUUCUCCGCCGUCACCAACAUUGCCUUCGCCUACUGUGGCCACCCCGCCUUCUUCGGCUUCAUCGCCGAGAUGAAGCACCCCAAGGACUUCCCCAAGUCGCUCUGCAUGCUCCAGGGCUUCGAGAUCAUCCUCUACACGGUCGCCUCCGCCGUCAUCUACCGCUACGCCGGCCAGGACGUCAAGUCCCCGGCCCUGGGGUCGGCCGGCCCCGUCGUGCGCAAGGUCGCCUACGGCGUCGCCAUCCCCACCAUCGUCAUCGCCGGUGUCGUGCUCGGCCACGUCGCCAUCAAGAACGUCUACGUGCGCAUCUUCCGCGGCACCGAUAUCAUGCACACGCGCAGUGCCCGCAGUAUCGGCGCCUGGAUCGGGCUCGCGGCGGCCUACUGGGUCAUUGCCUGGAUCAUCGCCGAGUCCAUCCCCGUUUUCAGCGACCUCGUCAGCUUGAUUAGCGCCCUGUUCGCGAGUUGGUUCUCAUUCGGCCUCCCCGGCAUCUUCUGGCUGUACCUGUACCGGGGCCAGUACUUCACCACGUGGCGCAGGACGCUGCUCACCCUGACCAACGUGGGGCUGUUCCUCAUCGGCGCCACCAUCUGCGUGUGUGGCCUCUGGGUGUCCGGCCUGGCCAUCCACGACGACACGGGGGGUGGCAGCUUCUCGUGCGCCAAUAAUGCCUGAGAGGGGACGCCCCGUGUGACUGCUCCCGGUGGGCUGUAUAUAUGAUAGACUUGUAUUAUAGUAUAGAUUUAUGUUUAAUAUUAUACCCCUCUGCAUGAUUCUGCAAUCUGAAUCUGAAC